CGCCUCUUCGUCGGGAACUUGUCGUUCGAGACCGACGGCGCCGCGCUCGAGAGCUACUUCUCCAAGUGGGGCCCCGUCGUCGACUGCUUCCUGCCCCAGGACCGGGACAAGGGCGGCUCCCGCGGCUUCGGCUUCGUGACCUUCCGCGACGCGGGCGACGCGAGGGCCGCCGUCGCCGAGGCCGACGGCGCGGAGCUCGACGGCCGGACCGUCCGCGUGAACGAGGCCGAGCACAAGGGCGGCCCCGGCGGCGGCAUGCCCCGCGGCGGC
This is a messenger RNA of Aureococcus anophagefferens, 270 nucleotides long. RefSeq lists its product as hypothetical. The annotation marks the transcript as partial. Lineage: Eukaryota; Pelagophyceae; Pelagomonadales; Pelagomonadaceae. The transcript has 2 exons. The record is from RefSeq and is a predicted model, not a curated record. Gene Ontology annotation, molecular function: RNA binding.